Molecule: messenger RNA, 1068 nt
Organism: Sphenostylis stenocarpa
Lineage: Eukaryota; Viridiplantae; Streptophyta; Magnoliopsida; Fabales; Fabaceae
Source: the annotation of a GenBank genome assembly
AUGGCUUCGGAGAAUGUGAAGUCCGGGGAAUCCGCCGUCACCACCUUCGUCAGCCUCGCCGAGGAGGCCAAGCUCGCCCGAGAAGGCGUUGUCAAGGCUCCCAGCUACGCGCUCGGCAGCAUCUGCAAGUCACUCGUCGCCGGUGGCGUCGCCGGAGGAGUGUCACGUACUGCAGUUGCACCGCUGGAACGGUUGAAAAUAUUGCUACAGGUCCAAAAUCCUCAUAACAUUAAAUACAAUGGAACUAUUCAGGGCCUAAAAUAUAUAUGGAGAACUGAAGGUUUCCGUGGACUUUUCAAAGGCAAUGGUACUAAUUGUGCUCGAAUUGUCCCUAAUUCUGCUGUGAAGUUCUUCAGUUAUGAGCAAGCUUCUAAAGGUAUACUGUACAUGUAUCAGCAGCAAACUGGAAAUGAGGAUGCUCAACUGACUCCUCUUUUACGUCUUGGAGCUGGAGCUUGUGCUGGAAUAAUUGCUAUGUCUGCAACUUAUCCAAUGGACAUGGUUCGAGGCAGGAUUACUGUGCAGACCGAGGCAUCCCCGUAUCAGUAUAGAGGAAUGUUUCAUGCUUUGUCUACUGUGCUUAGGGAGGAAGGUCCCCGUGCUUUAUAUAAGGGCUGGCUUCCUUCAGUUAUUGGAGUUAUUCCUUAUGUAGGUCUCAACUUUGCUGUCUAUGAGUCUCUAAAAGAUUGGUUGAUUAAAUCCAACCCACUUGGUCUAGCUGAUAAUUCUGAGUUGAGUGUGACAACACGUCUGGCUUGUGGUGCUGCUGCUGGAACUGUAGGACAAACUGUUGCUUACCCUCUUGACGUUAUUCGUCGAAGGAUGCAGAUGGUAGGUUGGAACCAUGCUGCUUCUGUUCUGACUGGUGAUGGAAGAGGCAAAGUCCCUCUUGAAUACACUGGAAUGAUCGAUGCAUUCAGGAAAACUGUUCAGCACGAGGGAUUCGGUGCACUAUACAAGGGUCUUGUGCCCAACUCUGUAAAGGUGGUCCCAUCCAUAGCAAUUGCAUUUGUAACAUACGAGAUGGUGAAGGACAUUUUAGGAGUUGAGAUCAGAAUAUCAGACUAA